Trichoderma harzianum CBS 226.95 is the source of this 2752-nucleotide messenger RNA. RefSeq lists its product as hypothetical. The transcript is spliced from 2 exons. NCBI's taxonomy places the organism in Eukaryota, Fungi, Ascomycota, Sordariomycetes, Hypocreales, Hypocreaceae. Bases 66 to 2744 code for a protein of 892 amino acids. The record is from RefSeq and is a predicted model, not a curated record.
GACCGAUUCUUCUUCAUGUCUUACAGCCCUAGGAACCCCGAAAUACACGAAUAUUGGUAUUCAACAUGACACCAGCUCCAGGCAAACCCAUCGAGAGAACUGAAACGGCUGACGAAUAUGGCCGUCGCGAGAAGUGCUUCAGAAACCAUAGGCGACACCCAUUUACGUUCCAAUCCCAUGUGACAGACAUACAGAGCACAAGAGAGACUGCCGAAGCAGAUGGAUUUGUAUCCCAGCCGGGAUUGAAGAUGGUUCCUCUUCCAAACCCACAACUGACAGGAGAUGUAUUUGACCAGCAUCAACAUCACCGGGAGAAUCUCGAGAAGCUUCUCCACGAUUCUCCAUCAAAAAUUUCCCUAUCAGCUACCAACACUUUUACGAAAGAACUUUUUCUUCCUGUCGGCGAGCUGGACUUGGGGUCUUGUCAUGAGAGUGAUGUCCAAGAGUACCUACGCCAGGUUCAUACUAAGAGAUAUAGUGAUCCUUUCAAGCAAUGGAUCCCAUUCACUUGCACAAGGCCAGAUAGAGAUGAAAGCCUCAACUUUCCAACUGGUCUUACCCUGUUAUGGAAGCUUCUGCAUCGUGAACUUGACACAGAUAAACCUACCUUAUCGAAGGACGCUGUGAAUCUUGUGAGAGAACAAAGCAAAUCGCUGACAGUUUCCGAACAUGAGAUUUUGCCCCUAGAACAAACAAAAAUCAAGCCUUAUCAAUACAGCUGCCUGGAUCCUAUCUCGCCCCCCUUGUCUCCAGUUUCAGACGACACUGUACCGUUCAUUCCUGAUGGUGGUGCGGCGGUCGUUGAUCUUGUGUCAGAACCAAGCAGCCCUGACCGCACCGCGCUCGAGGCCAUUCAGCGUGACAUGGACUCAGACCCUAUUAUUUCGUCCACUUUCAUGACAUCACCAGCCGCAGGAGAAUUACCACAGCUCUUCCAAACAUGUCACACCCUGUUCCAAGAGGCCAAAGUCGAGGCUCCUGUCGUCUUUACUAGCUCUGAUACCCUAAGUGAAGCCAACGCGCUCACUGACAUCCACCUGCCUCUAAUUGGUGAUGACGACGAGAAUGUCUCCAAGUCGCUCCAGGAAACAGGGCAUUUUGAAGAUGCUUUCAUGACACUGCUUGAGGACCGGCAUUAUUAUGCUAACCAAUUGGUGAACCAAGAGAGUUUUCAUCCAGCUGACUCCCUAUGUCGUGCUCCCGUACCUCUGCUUGAUUUCGACAUCCCACCUCCUGAAUGGUCUCUUAGGAACUUCACCGCGAAGACUCAUUUUGCAUUCUUGAGAAAAAGUAUACCUCACUGUUUUAAUAUCUUGCCAAUUCCGCGGGAUCCAUCUUCAGAAUCUUCUCUCAGAUGGGCAGUUUUCCCGUUAGAGAAAAUGCGGCCAAUCAUGGUGGAUGAAAUUGCGGUGUCAGAUGAUAUAAUUGCAAAAUAUCUUUCUCUCGAUUCCACCUCUCUCUUAAGUAGUCUUGAUUUCGUUUCGAUAAAGCCAAGUCUGGAUGUCCUAUAUAUUCAACACGACGAAGAAAUCGAAUCGGUAUUCUUAUUGAACGACGAAGCGGACGAAGCGCCCCCUACUAGCACCCAGCAUCAUGAGGGCCCUAAUUGGAUGAACUUGGAGCAAGGAAACGAGAGAAGCGUCUCGGAAAUUAGGGAUUCUCAUAAAGUCAAUCGGCCAACUCGUAGGAAACUCGACGACGAUGGCCCAAGACUAUUACCAAAGUCUUAUGACACGAGUGCCACGAGCAUCCUCCUCCACAACUUUAUGGAACUAAGGGGCAUGAAAAGACCGCGCCUCAGUACAGAGCCCGCUGGAAUGAGUCAAUGUACAGGUACUUUGCCGUCUAUCCCUGGCAACGAAGCAUCUGCAGCCAACGACCGCGAAAUAGUACCUCUCCAGAUGACUGAAGAGAUGCCUCCCGCGCCGAUUCCCAACAUUGAGAUACCAUCCGAGAAGUCGUCUUUUAUCAUUUCUGUUGAUCUUGCUAGGCCAAUAUUGAGACGAUUAGAGAGUAUGUGGGCUCCCGAGAAGUUAAUCGACGUUGACUUUUCGCGUCACAACACUACCGCCAGGUUACCGGGCGUUACUCAGCCCAAAGAGGCUGUCUCGCCUUUGAGUUUUGAAGCUGAUAUAUCCCUUUCGCCUGGAACAGGAAUCAUCAUCACGAAUCUUCUCAAGGUCAGGCAACGUUCCCUUCCAGGCUCUCAGUCUCAAACUCCACUACGGGAGCGUGUGCAGAAAGUGAGCCAGAGAUAUGAAACUCUGAUUGUCUUAGUAUCAGAAUCGCAGCCCAAGGGAGAGUUUAUGGGAACAAUGGCUCCGUCGGAUACAGCCGCUUAUGCUGAGUUUUUGAGCUUCGCAGUUGCACUAGACGGGGAUGUCGAUGUACACUUUAUCCCAGGAGCAACAGAGACAAUGGCCUCGUGGGUUUUGGCUUUUAUGUGUCAAUAUUCCUCAAGAUUCGAAGCGCUAUCAAGGUUUUUGUCUUCUGAAGAAACUCCGUGGGAAUUAUUCCUCAGGAGAGCGGGCAUGAAUGUAAAUGCUGCCAAGGCGCUUUCCAAAACGCUUUUCGAACAGGGUGGAGCGUCGGGAUUGGCCGUGUUUCUCAACAUGUCAGUGCCAGAACGAGUUGCCAGAUUUGGACCAUUGCUUGGUGGAGAAAAAGGGUUGCUCCUGACAGCAAAAGCAAUAGAUCGAAGAUGGGGAGACCAGCCUCCUCAGCAUAUUCCUUUCGGACGGUAGACCUUGGU